AUGAAAGAUGGUCAAAUGAUAGAAAGGAAAUAUAAUGGAAAUUAUUGUAAUGAUGUAAAACCGAAUGAGCAUCACCAAAGUGUCCUUUCUCAUAGUGAAAAUUAUAAUUUAGAAACUUCAGUAGAUAACGAGUAA
This is a messenger RNA of Entrophospora sp. SA101, 135 nucleotides long. NCBI's taxonomy places the organism in Eukaryota, Fungi, Glomeromycota, Glomeromycetes, Entrophosporales, Entrophosporaceae. The record is from the annotation of a GenBank genome assembly.